This is a messenger RNA of Mesorhabditis spiculigera, 669 nucleotides long. The record is from the annotation of a GenBank genome assembly. NCBI's taxonomy places the organism in Eukaryota, Metazoa, Nematoda, Chromadorea, Rhabditida, Rhabditidae.
AUGCAACCCACAACCAUCCUCUCUUUCUCCAUUUUCUUCGUUGUCGCCCUCGCCAACAGCCAGGAAUCCGCGCGAUCCACCGUCAGCUGUUGGGGGUCGGAGCCAUGCAAGACGGUCUCUGAUCAGCUUCCGCGAUAUCAUGAAACGCGUGGGAGUCGGAUGUACGGUGGAUCGAGUCCGUUCCCUUCCUAUAAUCGUCAGGCGGAGCUUGUCAUUCAAUUACCGAAAGAUUUCGACCCGAAGAAGUACAAGACAAAGCGCCAUUAUCUUCUCGACGAGAAGGCGUUCUCGUCCGAUCGUGGCUCGACAUUCUCGAUCCCGCGCAGCUCAUUGAUGAUCUCGGGCCGUGGGUUUGGGCCAGGAUUCUUCGACGCUCCAUCCAGCUACCGUUUGGUGAAACGCGGCGAGACGACCCAGGCGAGGGUGGGCGGUCAUCGAGCACCCACCGAAGCUGAAUUUCGAGAAUACAUGAUCAAACUCCGCGAUUUCUGGCGUACGAACGCCCCAUCGCUCGAGCGCUUCAUCAUUCCCCGGGGUUCACUGCUGAUUUCGGGCCGUGGAUUUGCCCCUGGGUUUGCUGAGCAAAGCCAGGCGGAGAUGCUUGUCAAGCGGAGCGGACAACCCGAGGAGCAAUACUCAUCUGAAGAGGACUACGGAGAGUUCCGCUAU